This is a messenger RNA of Hyaloperonospora brassicae, 3444 nucleotides long. Lineage: Eukaryota; Oomycota; Peronosporomycetes; Peronosporales; Peronosporaceae. The record is from the annotation of a GenBank genome assembly.
AUGGCCUCGUCGACGCCGCUCGUGGUGCUCUGCAGUGACCGUGCGCCCGACGCGCUCGUGCAGACUGCUGCAGCGCUGCAGGCGGGCGGUCUGCGCGUCGCCGCGCUCUGCUCUCCCGUUGUGGCUGCUGCGUUAGUGACUGCCAACGUGCCGCACGUGGCUGUGGCUACACCCGCAGACGUCCAGCUCAUGCUCUCGGACCGUGUGGAAGCGGUCCUUGCCCUGCCGCCUGGUGUCGCUGACGUAUACGAUGCUGCUGCACGUGCCCGUGUGGGGAACUGGAUCUCUGGCGCCUACUCGUUCGUCCGCACUGCUGCGUGGCACCACAAACAGAUCAGUGUCGUCGUGGACGAGACGGACUUGCCGAUGGUACAGAGCAAGCUCGCAAGCAAUGGGUCGCUCGUGUUCUCGCUGCGUGAACGACGUGCACUGGCAGAGAAGGCCUUUGCUUUGUUCUCCGAGCUGGACAAAGCGAUUGCUGCAAGUCUCAAUGGCGACGACGAGGUCGUGCACGACGUACUGCUCGUGGGCAACGGAGGCCGUGAACAUGCGAUUGCAUGGAAGCUGGCGCAGUCUGCUUCGACCGGCCACAUCUACGUCGCACCGGGCAAUGCUGGCACAGAGGACAGUGCUGCGGGCAUUUCUAAUGUGGAUAUUGGCGUGGAUCAGUACGACGAGCUCAUUGCCUUUGCCAAGCGCAAAGGCGUGUCGUUUUGCGUUGUUGGGCCUGAAGCUCCACUGAUUGACGGACUCGCAGACAAGAUGAAUGCUGCUGGUAUCCCCGCUUUUGGGCCUAGCAAAGCAGCUGCUCAGCUCGAAGCGUCCAAGGCGUUCUCAAAGGACUUUAUGCGUCGCAAUGACAUCCCAACGGCGGCGUAUCGGAACUUUACCGACUACGAAGAAGCCAAGAAGUACCUCGACUCGAUCGGCCACAACAUUGUCGUCAAGGCGUCGGGCAUUGCUGCUGGCAAAGGUGUGCUCAUACCGACGUCGAAGGCGGAGGCUCACGAAGCCCUGCGUGAGGUCAUGCUUGAGAAGGCUUUCGGAUCGGCGGGUGACGAAGUUGUGCUGGAGGAGUUCAUGACUGGCGAGGAAGUGUCGCUUUUGGCAUUCUGCGAUGGCCAGCAGGUCGUGUGUAUGCCUGGUGUGCAGGACCACAAGCGUAUCUUAGACGGCGACCAAGGUCCGAACACGGGCGGCAUGGGCGCCUACGGCCCUGCUCCGUGCCUCACUAGCGAGCUUGAGCGUGAGUGUAUUGGCAUUGUUGAGCGUGUGAUUGCUGCCAUGAAGAAGGAAGGCAUGCCGUACGUUGGCGUGCUAUACCCCGGCUUUAUGCUCACUCCGACGGGUCCCAAGAUCGUCGAGUUCAACUGCCGUUUCGGUGACCCGGAGACGCAGGUCGUGCUUCCGCUACUGCACAGUGAUCUGUUCGAGAUAAUGCGUGCUUGCGUGGAGCACCGUCUUGAUCCCUCGCUUGUGUCGUGGAAGAGCGGUGCUGCAGCUACUGUCGUGAUGGCGUCUCAGGGCUAUCCGAAUAGCUACCCCAAGGGUAAGGUCAUAGCGGGUUUGGACGACGCCGGUUCGCUGAAGGACGUGGACGUAUUCCACGCUGGCACGAGAAAGGCUGCGGAAGGUAGUAUCGUAACUUCGGGAGGUCGUGUGCUCGCUGUCACUGCCGUCGGUGCUUCGCUACAGGACGCUCUUGAGCUAGCGUACGAAGGUGUAUCGAAGGUCCACUUUGACGGCACCCAGUACCGUUCAGACAUCGGUUUGAAGGGUUUGUUGCAUGGUGCGAAGAAGCUGAAGCUAGCUGUACUGGGAUCCACUCGUGGCAGCAGCAUGCAGCCUAUCAUCGAUGCGAUCAAGGCGGGCGAGCUGAACGCCAGUGUUGACAUUGUGGUUAGCGACAAGGCUACUGCUGGAAUUUUGGAGCGUGCACAGAAGCACGAGAUUGAGUCCGUAGCUCUGUCGGCCAAGGGGAUGUCGCGCGCUGACUUUGAUGCGCAAGUGUCUGAUAUUCUGGUCAAGAAGAAGGUCGAUCUUGUGCUGCUGAUAGGAUACAUGCGCAUUCUGUCGAGCGAGUUCUGCAGAAAAUGGGAAAACAAGGUGCUGAACGUGCACCCGUCGCUUCUUCCGGACUUUGCUGGUGGCAUGGACCUGGCUGUUCACCGCGCUGUGAUCGAUGCAAAGAAGACCGAGAGCGGCUGCACGGUGCACUUUGUGACGGAGCAGGUAGACGCCGGUCCGAUCGCUGUGCAAAUGAAGUGCCCUGUUCUCGAGACGGAUACACCCGAGUCGCUGAAGGCGCGUGUCCAGCCACUUGAGGGUGCUGCUUUUCUGCAUGCGAUCAAGCUGGUACAGACUGGUGUGUUGCUGAAGAAGAAGGCUGGAAAGAAGGAGAUUACGUACGCAGACGCUGGUGUAAGCAUUGAUGCUGGAAACGAUCUGGUCAAUCGGAUCAAGCCGCUGUGCAAGUCGACUGUACGUGUAGGCUGUGAUGCUGACCUGGGUGGGUUUGGUGGUAUCUUCGACCUCCAGGCUGCAGGCUAUGAUAAGGACACGGCUCUUGUGGCGUGUACAGAUGGCGUAGGUACCAAGCUGCGAGUGGCGCAGCUCGCUAAGAAGCACGACACCGUCGGCAUCGAUCUUGUUGCCAUGUGCGUGAACGAUUUGAUCGUACAAGGCGCAGAACCUCUGUUCUUCCUGGACUACUAUGCUUGCGGGAAACUCGACGCGGAAGAAGCUGCUGAUGUGGUGAAAGGCAUUGCCGAGGGCUGUCGUCAGUCGAAUUGCGGCUUGAUCGGCGGUGAGACGGCUGAGAUGCCCUCUAUGUACCACGGCGGUGAUUACGAUAUGGCCGGGUUCUGCGUGGGUGCUGUCCGCAAGAAUGCCAUCUUGCCGCUGUCCGUGGAAGCUGGUUUUGCGGUGCUAGGGUUGGCCUCUUCGGGUGUGCACUCGAACGGGUUCUCGCUCGUGCGUAAGCUCGUGGAGAUAUCGGGUCUCGCGUACAGCGAUCCGUGUCCAUUCGAAGCUGGUAAGACGCUGGGCGAGAGUUUGUUGACCCCUACGAAGAUUUAUGUCAAGCAGCUGAUGCCCGUUGUCAAAUCUGGUCUCGUCCACGCGCUCGCUCACAUUACCGGUGGUGGGCUCUUGGAAAACAUUCCGCGUGUUCUGGCCAAGGAUUUGGCCGUGGACAUUGACUGUAGCAGCUGGCCACUGCCUCCCGUGUUCAAGUGGCUGCAGAAAAUGGGUAACCUCUCGGAUGCCGAGCUUGCCCGCACCUUCAAUUGCGGUAUCGGAAUGGUGCUACUCUUGCCCGAGGCCAACGUGGCAGAGGUCACGCGUCAGGUUGAAGCGACUGGCGAAAAGGUGUUCCGUCUCGGUACGACAAUUGCAUGUGCGUCUGGUGCGGAGCAAGUUGAGCUUCGCGGUCCUUUGGCGUAG